AUGAGAGAUUUUGAUCUUAUGGAAUACGUAAUCAAGAAGAUCAUACUUUCACGUUCUGACAAGAAUUGUAAUAUAUCAAAGGUUAUAUCUGAAGAUCAAGUUCAAAAUGUUCUUGAUAAGGCGUAUUCUGUCCUUGCAGAUGAGCCUGUUCUAUUAGAUGUUGCAGCAAAUAUUCAUGUCGUUGGAGAUUUACACGGUAACAUUGACGACUUACUUCGAAUCUUUGAAUUACUAGGCUAUCCACCAAAAGAAAGAUAUAUAUUCUUAGGGGAUUAUGUCGAUCGAGGGACAAACAGCUUUGAGGUAAUGACGUUACUAUUUGCUUUUAAAGUUAAGUUCCCUUCAAAUAUUUAUCUUCUUCGUGGCAAUCAUGAAAUUGAACAUGUAUCAAAAUGUUAUGGUUUCUUGGAUGAAAUCAUUAGUAAGUAUUCAACUGCCUUGUUUUAUAAUUUCCAAAAAGUAUUCCAACAAUUACCCAUAAUUGGAAUUGUGGGAAAAAGGAUAUUAUGUGUUCAUGGUGGCAUUGGACCAUCAAUGAAAGACGUUUCGGAUUUCAGAAAGAGACUUAAACCAGAUGAAAUCACAGAGACAUCAAUUUUUGCUGAUAUAGUCUGGAGCGAUCCAAGAAAUAUGAGCAAUGAAUUCGAAAGGAAUCCACGAGGCUGCGGUUGGACUUUUAAUGUACAAGCUACUCGAAAAUUCUUAAUAAAGAAUGAUCUCGAUCUGAUUCUUAGAUCUCAUGAGUCUUACGAUGGAUACAGUUUUCCAUUCCCAACAGAUGAAUGCAUUACCGUAUUCAGCAACACAGAUUACUGUGAUAAGAAAAAUGGAGGUGCGAUAAUUAAUGUCUCAAAUAAUCUUAAUGUAACAGUUACCCGAUUUUCAUUAAUGUCUCCAGAAGAAAAGUCAAAAUGGAGACCAGUAUUACCCCCAUGGCUUAUUGAAAAAUUAAAUUCAAAAUCAGAAGAAACAGAUGAGCCAAAAUCCGAAAUUGAUCUAGUUCACGAUCAUGCUAGUGAUUGUGAAAGUAAAUCUAUUGAAAAUACCUCUUCAAAAGAUGCCCUUCUAUUAUGUAGCUAA
Molecule: messenger RNA, 1080 nt
Organism: Trichomonas vaginalis G3
Lineage: Eukaryota; Parabasalia; Trichomonadida; Trichomonadidae
Product: phosphoprotein phosphatase protein
Exons: 1
Coding region: 1-1080 (359 amino acids)
Cellular component (GO): nucleus; cytoplasm
Molecular function (GO): protein serine/threonine phosphatase activity
Source: RefSeq, a predicted model, not a curated record